Molecule: messenger RNA, 2806 nt
Organism: Anguilla anguilla (European eel)
Lineage: Eukaryota; Metazoa; Chordata; Actinopteri; Anguilliformes; Anguillidae
Gene: rab3b
Product: RAB3B, member RAS oncogene family
Exons: 6
Coding region: 424-1080 (218 amino acids)
Biological process (GO): protein localization to plasma membrane; protein secretion; regulation of exocytosis
Cellular component (GO): endosome; plasma membrane; synaptic vesicle
Molecular function (GO): GTP binding; GTPase activity
Source: RefSeq, a predicted model, not a curated record
UGCAUGAAUGCCACCAAUCAUGACAAGCAUGAAAAAAUGAAUGUAAAAUUGACACAGAUUGUCGCCGUCUUGACUGUUUCAUUCUAAUUUCGGCGUUAAGGGGAGGUGAGGCACGCUUGCAAAUUGCUACCGGCUCCUCCUACAACGUUCAUAGCUUGUCUUUGCUGGAACAUAGAUGAGCAGAGUAACGUAAUUUGUGACAACUAGACAGAUACAUCUUUGCAUGCUGUAUAAUAUCCUGGAAAUUAUUUAAUGCACUAAUGAUUUAAUUCGUGAUUCGUUUACAUUCCGAUCGAUCAACACAAUAGUGAACAACUCCGGGAAUACUGAAGAGAGACGCGACAUUCAAUCAGUAAACAAGACCCUUCUUCUUUUGCAAGUAGCUACAUACAGUGUGACCGGCACUUAGAGUAUUUAUUAAAGAUGGCAAAGGCAGACUACCGCAUGGGGCACAGGGACAGCUCGGAUCAGAACUUUGACUACAUGUUCAAGUUGCUGAUCAUUGGAAACAGCAGUGUGGGCAAAACCAGCUUUUUGUUCAGAUAUGCUGACGACUCCUUCAACAACUCCUUUGUCAGUACCGUGGGCAUUGACUUCAAAGUGAAGACUGUCUACAGGAAUGACAAAAGGGUGAAGCUUCAGAUCUGGGACACGGCCGGUCAGGAGCGCUACAGAACCAUCACCACCGCCUACUACAGGGGAGCCAUGGGCUUCAUCCUCAUGUAUGACAUCUGCAACGAGGAGUCCUUCAACGCCGUGCAGGACUGGGCCACCCAGAUCAAAACAUACUCCUGGGACAAUGCUCAGGUGAUCUUGGUGGGGAACAAGUGUGACAUGGACAGUGAGAGGGUGGUGUCCCCAGAGAAGGGCAAGCACCUGGCUGACCAACUGGGUUUUGAAUACUAUGAGGCAAGUGCCAAGGAGAACAUCAAUGUUCGACAGGUUUUCGAGCGGCUGGUUGACAUCAUUUGUGUGAAGAUGUCUGAGAGAGUGGACACAGAACCACCCAUGGUCACUGGAGCCAAGAACACCCGGCUCACCGACAAGCCGACCAACCUGCCUCAGAACUGUAACUGCUGAUCCUGCCAUUGCCAGUAUCACCCCCAUCCCUCCCAUCUUCUCCUUCCCCUCCUGACUUUCACCCCAAUCAAUGCUCUUGGUGUCACAUGCCACUGGUCCAAUUCAUUCACCCAAGAUGAAGUUUUCAUCAUUCACCUCUCACAUCCUGCUCUUGUGGGUUCAGCAUGACCUCUCACCUCUCACCUCUGACCCUGGUUCCUAGGCCAGGGAACUCUAAGCAGGGUACAUAGCCAAGCACAGCACUGCCUCUAUUCAAGCACAACAGUGUGUUCAAUUGCCUAAAAACAUGACAACGGCUGUUGGAAUCACAGGUUCACAGGUGUGAAGAGAUAUCUGCAUUCCCAUGUGUGAUGUCAAUACAUCCAUUCUUAGAAAAGAAGCUGGUUACUUUUUAAUCUUUUCUCACUCAUUCAUGUCUAACAGAAGGCAUUUUCAGCAUUAAGUGUUGGAUACUAUGAGGUGAGGAAGAAAGAUUAAAUCAGUAUUUGCUUAUCGCACAGUAUAACCAAGUUCUUGUGACUUGAAGUACUGUGUGAUACAUGAAUGGAAAGAGCAAAAAUAUCUGAAUGACAGACAGAGUUAAGAGGUGGAGCACUCAGUACUGUGUACCAAAGCGUACAGUGGGGGUGUCACAGGAAGAGUAAAAUAAGAGCAGACUGCUAUACAAUUGCAGAAACAACAGGGUGUAAAAUUGAGCUAACAAUCUUUCCCAAAAAUGUGCUUUCCUUUUUGUGCAAUGCAACUAUCUCUUCCGGUGGGCACAAAGAGUCAAGUAUGCCAACCCUAGCCAAUUGGGUAUUCAGGGCGCAUUUGACGUGUUGGCAUUAGGUGCUGCGUUCAGAGUUCAUUCCGUAAUUUCAGAACCAUGUUGGCACAGCAACAAGGGACUAUUCUGAUUUAUGGGUCACUUUGUAUACAUUUACCUUAAUGUUAGGUUUGAUGAGUCAAUAUAUUGUCUCGUAAGUGUCCUGUUUACAGUGAGAAACCAGUAGUAACAUGAAUGUGUCUUUCAUAGGAGAGCACCACUGUGUAUCUGGCUGGAGUAUGUGUGUAGGUGUGUGCGUAUGUGAGUGUAUACACAGUAUACUUUUGUGAAGCUGUGUAAAGUAUGAAACGCUCAGUUUAAAUAUCAAUGAUACAUAUUUUUGUGGGUUUAUGUAAGUAGCAAAAACAGUUAACUUAUGGUUGAAAAGUAUGUAUACUCUUAGCAGUGCACUUAUAAAGAUCAAAUAACCAUUUUAAGAAUUCAGUAAAUGCCGGAUGCAACAUAUUGUUCAAUAUAGCCAUAAGUAAUAGAGUGUGGAUAUUUUGCAAAUUGGACACCACUAACACUGAAUGAGUAUUGCCAAAUUUUCUAAAAAUUAGUAAAAUGCUUUUUUGAAAGAGUAGUCAUCCCACCACCAGAUACAAUGUUCUACUGAAUAUAUAUAUGUAUAUGUAUGUGUGUUAAUUAUGAGGCUAUUUAUGAUCAUAUAUUGUUGUAAUUGUUUUAUAAGUGAAUUUAAAAUUUAAUAGUUAGAACCUAUGAUGCUGUAAAGUACAUAUUUAUUUUUAUUAUUUAAAUCUGAUGAAAACAGAUGUAGAGUACGGUAUGUGUUGUUGGUUUACGUCAGUGACCAUGGUAACAGACAGAAACAGCUAAAGCACAAAAUGUAUGAUGCUGUGUAAUCAGCUUGUUGCCUCUGAUGCGUUUUGGUAAAAUAAAAAGCACAAAGCUCUACUUUAA